Messenger RNA from Mytilinidion resinicola, 489 nucleotides. RefSeq lists its product as uncharacterized. NCBI's taxonomy places the organism in Eukaryota, Fungi, Ascomycota, Dothideomycetes, Mytilinidiales, Mytilinidiaceae. The record is from RefSeq and is a predicted model, not a curated record. The transcript has 4 exons. Bases 1 to 489 code for a protein of 162 amino acids.
AUGCCAUCAUCAUUUGGAAGAUCGCGAAAGCAGCAACUUUUGAGGCCCAUGUGGGAACGAAAGUUGACAUCGCUCAUCACUACCAAAAUCAACCAAGAUGCCUCAACUCUCCUCACCCUCCUCCUACCCCUAGCCGCCCCCACCCUCUCGCACCCCUUCAACCAACCCCAAACCUUCGAAACCUUCGACAGCUACGCCAUCACAAACUACACCUCCCACAUCAGCAUCGCCUGCUACGAGAAGCACCCCGAUUACGCGCCUUGGAUCCCACUUGGUAAAAUCCCUAUGAUCGAGGGCCACACUUUGCAGGCAGACAGCCAUAGCAGCUCCGCGUUCAAGGGCUCCGGGGUUAGGGUUAGUAUUGAGAAUGGGCCGUGGGCGCCGCAUGAUGGGAAGUUGCCGCCACCGAGGAAUGGGAUGGAGAUCUUUCAAGAGAAGGACGAGGACAAGGAGAAGAGUUAUGGGCGGUAUUACUGCAUACGCUUCUAG